Molecule: messenger RNA, 1164 nt
Organism: Lates calcarifer (barramundi perch)
Lineage: Eukaryota; Metazoa; Chordata; Actinopteri; Centropomidae
Exons: 1
Coding region: 130-798 (222 amino acids)
Source: RefSeq, a predicted model, not a curated record
ACAGAGAGGUUAAACCAGGAGUUGGAGACAGUCCUCCGUUGUGUGACCUCCCAGAGCCCAUCUUCCUGGUGCCGGUUCCUUCCCUGGGUGGAGUACGCCCACAACUCUUUGCCCUGCUCCUCUACUGGUAUGUCUCCAUUUUUUUGCGUGUAUGGUUACCAGCCUCCUGUCUUUCCGUCCCUUGAGCAGGAAGUCUCUGUUCCAUCCGCCCACACUUUGGUCCGCCGUUGCCGGGCUGCAUGGGUUCGAGCUCGUCGGGCCUUGUUGAAAAGUUCCCUGACCUAUAAGAAGGCAGCAGAUCGGCGCAGAAUUCCUGCUCCCACUUACAGAACUGGGCAAAGGGUCUGGCUCUCCACAAGGGAUCUUCCUCUCCGAGUCGAGUGCCGUAAGUUGGCUCCUCGCUUUGUGGGUCCUUUCCCAGUGUCUAAAGUUAUUAAUCCUCUUGCUGUGAGACUAAAGCUCCCCAGGACCAUGAGGGUACACCCAACCUUCCAUGUUAGUCGUGUGAAACCUGUUAAGGUGAGUGGGCUGGUCCCUGCCACCAGACCCCCUCCACCCCCCCGGCUCAUCGACGGUGGCCCUGUAUAUUCUGUGAGGAGACUCCUCGCAUCCCGUCGCCGUGGACGCCAGCUUCAAUACUUGGUGGACUGGGAGGGUUAUGGUCCGGAGGAGAGGUCAUGGGUUGCAGCCAAGGACAUCCUGGACCCCACUCUUAUUAGAGACUUUCUCCGCCAGCACCCUCAGGAUCCUGGGCCGUCAGGUGCCGGCCGUAGAGGGGGGGGUACUGUCAGGGUUUGAAUGUUUCCUGUUUUAUUUUGGUAUUUUUGUCUUGUCUUCCUGUUUCCUGUCCCUUGGUUACUCCAGUUCUCUUUACUUCCUUGUCUUGAUUACUGUCCCCGCCCUUAUGUGUUUCACCUGUGUCUCGUUAUCUCCUUGUCUAGGUGUAUUUAGUCAGCGUCUCUUCUUCUUGGCAGUUGCCAGAUUGUCUUGUCCCUCGUGUCAGCUUUCCAGCAUUGUUUCCUGUUUUUUGACUUCUUGUGUUCCUGACCGUUGCCUGUUUACCUGAUUUUGGAUUUUCGCCUAUUCCCUUUGGACACUGUUGCCUUAUCGGACUGCCUACUCGUGUACUGGACUUUUGCUUGUAAUAAAGAACCUGAACUUUGA